ACACCCCCACCCUUGAUAAGUCUACCUUCCUUUUCUUCUUCGUCUAUCUUUAUUUCAUAUUCAAAGGGCUAAAAUAGAAAAUUGAUGAACAAUAAUCGUGGUGUUUAAUUAUUGGAGGAACUGAAGAGCACUAUGAAGGAGGGUGGUGGUCGGAAGCAAGGUGCAAUGUCGCCGUGUGCGGCAUGCAAGCUUCUCCGGCGGCGAUGCGCAAAGGAUUGCGUGUUUGCACCGUAUUUCCCGGCUGAUGAGCCCCAGAAAUUUGGGAGUGUCCACAAGGUUUUUGGUGCUAGCAAUGUCAACAAGAUGUUACAGGAACUACCAGAGCACCAAAGAAGUGAUGCAGUGAGUUCAAUGGUGUAUGAGGCAAAUGCAAGAGUAAGAGACCCUGUGUAUGGAUGUGUGGGUGCAAUAUCUUCUCUUCAGCAACAAGUUGAUGUUCUCCGAACCCAAUUGGCUCUUGCACAAGCCGAAGUUGUUCACAUGAGAAUGCGCCAAUUCCCAUCAUCUAAUCAUCAUGACCCUCCAAUUUCAUCUUCAUCGAAUCAUCACCAUCCAAUUUCAUCAUCACCAUCAGAGAAUAACAAUAAUUUGAGCCAGACCAAGUCCCUUUUUUCCAUAGACAUGGUCCUUGAUCAUCAAUCCAAUAUGGGACAGUCCCUUUGGUCAUGCUAGGAUUAAUUAUAAUAUUAUAUAGCUAAUAUAAUCAAUUAGGUUACGGAGUGAGUGCAUAUAUUAUUGGACAUAAAUUAUUAUUAUUAUUAUUAUUAUUAUUAUUAUUAUUAUAGUGUCUGCCUCAUUAGUACCUUUUAUUUGCAUUUUUUUUCUCUCACUUUUUAUUUGCCCUUCUUAUUAUGAUAGAAAAAGACUCCUCUGUCUCAAUCUCUUUUUAUGUGACCAAAGAGAUUAUGAUGAUUAAUCUGUUAGCUAUAUAUAUGUAAGGAAAAGUCUAAGGGGAAGCAACUUUUGUGUUUUAUGGCAAGCACUUAACCAUAAAAAAAAGUGAGUGAUUUUUUAUCAUUGGAUGUAAUUUCACACCAUUAAAAAGACUAU
Arachis ipaensis is the source of this 1050-nucleotide messenger RNA. Its product is annotated as LOB domain-containing protein 4. The record is from RefSeq and is a predicted model, not a curated record. NCBI's taxonomy places the organism in Eukaryota, Viridiplantae, Streptophyta, Magnoliopsida, Fabales, Fabaceae.